CGACGCUAGGCGCCAGAACCCAACUAGCUUCUACUCCUCUGGAUAGAUUGUAGUGGAUUGUGGCGUCAGUAAUUUUUCUGUAUAUAAUUCACUGUUAUUUGUGAAUAAUUCGCGUUAAUUGUCUAUUUAAUUACCGUCAGAAUAUUAUAUUUCAUACAGAUUCAGCUGUCGACAAUUUUGCACGUUUAAUUCAGUCAUCAACAUUAUGAAGAACAAAAACAAAAUGAGCAAAGCUAAAGACUCUCCAGCUUCUGACAACGAGCAAGAAGAGGAAUACAGUGUUGAGAAAGUCCUCGAUAGACGGGUUGUUAAAGGCAAGGUAGAAUAUUUUUUAAAAUGGAAAGGUUAUUCAAAUGAUGAAAAUACUUGGGAACCAGAGGAGAAUUUAGAUUGUCCUGAUUUAAUUGCUCAAUUUGAAGAACAGCGUAGGAAAAAAGAAGCUGCUGCUGGUGGCAAGCGUCAUGAAGAGAAAGAAUCAAAGAAAAGAAAGAGUUCCAGUACACCAACUCCUACCCAAACAAAAAAGAAAGUAACUGAAGAAAAAAAACCUGAAGGUUUUGACAGAAACUUGGAACCGGAAAGAAUUAUUGGAGCUACAGAUUCAAGUGGCGAACUUAUGUUCUUAAUGAAAUGGAAAGGUACUGAAGACGCAGAUCUAGUCGCCGCAAGAGUUGCUAACGUAAAAUGUCCCCAAAUUGUUAUUCGAUUUUACGAAGAGCGACUCACGUGGCAUAGUCCUACGCAUGAUGACGAUAAUAACAAAACAGACACUCAGUAGCACUUACCUUUUCGAUAUAAAUAUACAGCACAUUUUAAAAUUUGUCACAUUUAAAAAAAAAUAAAAUGAAAAAUAAAAAAAAAUAAGGAGGACUAUGCUAAA
Chelonus insularis is the source of this 880-nucleotide messenger RNA. Its product is annotated as chromobox protein homolog 1-like. Gene Ontology annotation, molecular function: chromatin binding. The record is from RefSeq and is a predicted model, not a curated record. Gene Ontology annotation, biological process: chromatin organization; negative regulation of transcription by RNA polymerase II. The transcript is spliced from 5 exons. NCBI's taxonomy places the organism in Eukaryota, Metazoa, Arthropoda, Insecta, Hymenoptera, Braconidae. The coding region runs from base 206 to 778 and encodes 190 amino acids. Gene Ontology annotation, cellular component: pericentric heterochromatin; nucleus.